UCCCCUCAAUCCACAUUAUUUUAACGUCAACAGCCAGGAAGAAGUGGUAAAGCUAACUGAGAAAUGUCUUAAUAAUGCCAUUGAGAGCCCAGGAUUGAAUGCCAUGAGACUGCCUGCUGACUUCAAGAGUAACAUUUUGAAGGCUCAAGUAGAAGCAGUGCAUAAGGUUACAGGAGAAGAUAGCUUAUUAAGUCAUAAAAACACCAGUGUUCAGGAUGCUGCCACAAACAGUGCUGUAUUAAAUGAGAAUGUGUCCCUCUGCAAAGAUUCUCUUGUGGUUCAUACCACACCCACAGACAGCGAUUCUAUUCUAAAGGAUGCAACAGAUGAAUUGGACGCCUUACUCUUGUCUCUAACUGAGAAUCUAAUUGACCAGACAGUCACACCCCAGGUGUCUUCAACAUCCAUAAUCACGCCCCGGUGGAUUAUUCCACAGUGUGGUGCCCUUUCUAAUGGACCUGCACAGUGUGGAACGGCUCCGGCAGGAACAGAGGGACAUGGUAAUAAAGACGGAAUCCUACUCAUCUCUGCCCCAGCACCAUUCUUAGUAGAUGCUGUGACCAGGCAACACCUGCAGCUGUGUCUGGCAACCCUGGGGCAGAUAACCACAGACAGUUAG
Molecule: messenger RNA, 619 nt
Organism: Castor canadensis (American beaver)
Lineage: Eukaryota; Metazoa; Chordata; Mammalia; Rodentia; Castoridae
Source: RefSeq, a predicted model, not a curated record